Molecule: messenger RNA, 443 nt
Organism: Solanum pennellii
Lineage: Eukaryota; Viridiplantae; Streptophyta; Magnoliopsida; Solanales; Solanaceae
Product: TNF receptor-associated factor family protein DDB_G0272829
Exons: 2
Coding region: 46-330 (94 amino acids)
Source: RefSeq, a predicted model, not a curated record
UUUAUUUGAUCAUCCACAAAUUAAAUAUCAACAAAAUCAUACAAAAUGGCAUUCAAGGCAAAUAUUUUGCUUAUAUUUUCUUUGGUUCUUAUGAUUAUAUCAUCAGAGGUUAUUGCAAGGGAAAUGGUUGAGGCAAAUCAAGUUCAAAAUACAUUUGAAUUGGACAAUCCGACACUCCAGAAAAAAGGUGGGGGAUCAUUGUUUCCUAAUAUAGCGUGUUUGGGUUGCAGUUGCCCAAAAAAAGAUAAUAAUAACAAUAAUAAUAAUAAUAACAAUGACGAUGACGAUGACAGUUUCAUUGGUAAUGUUUGUAAAGCCAUGUGUUGUUAGAGAAACAAAAGAUAUAUUAAUUUCUAAUUCCCAUCCGCUACUCAAUAUUAUAUGGCUAUGUAAUAAUAAUAAUAAUAUGAGAUUGGUUGAAUAAAGGAAAAGUUUGUAUUAUA